AACAGCUCCUGCUGUGAGCAUUUCGAGGAGAUUGGAAGAGGAGAGAAAGGGAAAGACGAAAGAACUCGGGCGUAAUGCUGUGAUUCCUCCAGAUCUCAGCCAGGCCGACCUUCGAAGGCGUGAUCUGAGUCAAUUAAAGGGUUCAGCCCGGAAGUGUGUUUCAUGUACAGAUCUGGAGGGAGUUUCGGUUAGUGUAUGAAAGGGAACUUGAGCUGCGUGUGAGUGGGAGUGAUCGUCGUGUAUUCCUUCGAUCGAGCGGAUGAUGCUCAGAUCCUCAAUUGUCAAGAAGGACAGCAAACUUUCAUAAAGAUGAGCAACUAUAAAUUGGGUGUAGAAGUUGCAAGUGCCCAUGACCUCAUGCCUAAGGAUGGGCAGGGUUCGUCCAAUCCAUGUGUAGAGCUUCAUUUUGAUGAUCAGAAGUUCCGUACAACAAUCAAAGAAAAAGAUCUUAAUCCUGUAUGGAAUGAGUGCUUCUACUUCAACAUUGCAGAUCCUACCUUGCUCCCUGAGCUUGCUCUUGAAGCUUCUGUGUACAACAUGAACAAGGCCACACAUUCCAGGUCAUUCCUUGGCAAGGUUCGCAUUUCUGGAACCUCUUUUGUACUCCAUGCUGAUGCUGUUGUACUCCACUUUCCACUGGAAAAACGUGGAAUAUUUUCACGCGUUAAAGGCGAACUUGGACUUAAAGUGUUCCUGAUUGAUGACCCUUCUAUAAAAGCUUCUAAUCCUCUCCCAGCUAAUGAUCCUUAUAUGAGCAGUGUCUCUCCAAGUUUAGCUCAUGAAGUUCCUUCCCAAGUCCCCCCAGUUACACAUGCAAAUCCACCUGCAGAAAACAGACAUGAGUCAAGUCAUACCUUUCAUAGUAUCCCAAAAGAGGUCUAUGAGCACCACUCAUCUGCUCCAUUCAGCGAAUCAGUUAGGUAUGUGGUUGAUUCUAUGAAACCUGAGCCUCCACCUCCCAGAAUUAUUAGGAUGCACUCAGGACCAUCCUCACAGCAGCCGGUGGACUUUGCUCUAAAAGAAACUAGACCUUUCCUGGGCGGGGGCCAGAUUGUUGGAGGCCGUGUUAUUCGUGCUGAGAAGCCUUCUAGUACAUAUGAUCUUGUGGAGCAAAUGCACUAUCUUUUUGUUCGUGUUGUGAAGGCACGAGAUUUACCGACCAUGGAUAUUACUGGAAGCCUUGAUCCUUAUGUUGAAGUGAGAGUAGGUAAUUACAAGGGAAUCACGAAACAUUUUGAGAAGAAUCAGAACCCAGAAUGGAAUGAAGUAUUUGCAUUUGCUAAGGAGAGGAUGCAGGCAUCAAUUCUUGAAGUUGUGGUCAAAGACAAAGAUCUGCUCAAGGAUGACUUUGUUGGAUUGGUACGUCUUGAUUUAAAUGAUGUUCCCAUACGUGUUCCACCAGAUAGCCCAUUAGCUCCAGAGUGGUAUCGGCUCGAGGACAAGAAAAGUGAAAAAACAAAAGGUGAACUCAUGCUCGCAGUUUGGAUAGGAACCCAAGCGGAUGAAGCAUUUCCUGAGGCAUGGCACUCCGAUGCAGCUGCACAUGUUGAUGCCUCUGCUGUUGGCUCUCACAUCAGGUCAAAAGUGUAUCAUGCACCUAGGCUGUGGUAUGUUCGUGUCAACAUCGUCGAGGCACAGGAUGUUAUCAUUGCUGAUAAGACCCGCUUUCCUGAUAUUUACGUUAAGACACAGCUAGGAAAUCAGAUAUUGAGGACAAGAACAGUUCCGGCACGAACAUUUAGUGCUUUCUGGAAUGAAGACCACAUGUUUGUGGCUGCGGAACCAUUUGAGGAUCACCUCAUUCUUUCUGUGGAAGAUCGUGUGGGGCCAAAUAAAGACGAGGUGAUUGGUCGUGUUGUUAUUCCUUUGGCAUUAAUUGAGAAGCGAGCUGAUGAUCGCAUUGUCCAUGGUCGGUGGUUCAAUCUUGAGAGGCCUGUUGCAAUUGAUGUGGAUCAGAUCAAGAAGGAUAAAUUUUCUAGCAGGAUUCACCUCCGUGUUUGUUUGGAUGGAGGAUAUCAUGUGCUUGAUGAGUCCACCCACUACAGUAGCGACCUUAGACCAACAGCAAAGCAGCUUUGGAAGCCAUCGAUUGGGUUGCUUGAGCUUGGCAUACUUAAAGCAGAAGGGCUUCAUCCUAUGAAGACCCGAGAAGGAAAAGGGACAUCAGAUACCUAUUGUGUAGCCAAGUAUAGCCAGAAAUGGGUCCGGACCCGCACCAUCAUAAAUGGCCUAUCCCCAAGAUACAAUGAGCAGUAUACAUGGGAAGUUUUUGAUCCAGAUACAGUUCUUACAGUUGGUGUCUUUGACAAUCGCCAAUUAGGAGAGAAGAGUCCUAAUGGUAACAAAGAUGCGACAAUUGGCAAGGUUCGCAUACGACUUUCAACCCUUGAAGCAGGCCGUGUGUACACACAUGCAUACCCUCUUCUUGUUUUGCAUCCUUCUGGUGUCAAGAAGAUGGGCGAGCUCCACCUUGCUUUACGGUUCUCGUCUACUUCAUUGAUUAACAUGAUGUACAUGUACUCAAAACCUUUGCUGCCCAAGAUGCAUUACAUACGGCCUCUAACCAUGAUGCAACAAGAUAUGCUGCGGCUCCAAGCUGUUCAGAUAGUAGCUGCACGACUUAACCGAAUGGAGCCUCCCCUCAGAAAGGAAGUUGUUGAGUACAUGUCUGAUGUCAACUCCCAUCUAUGGAGCAUGCGUCGAAGCAAAGCUAAUUUCUUCAGGCUUAUGUCAGUUUUCUCAGGCGUUUUUGCAGUGAGCAAAUGGUUUGGAGAUGUUUGUAUGUGGAGGAACCCCAUCACCACUGUACUGGUGCACAUUCUGUUCUUAAUGCUAGUCUGCUUCCCAGAACUGAUACUUCCUACAAUAUUUCUCUACAUGUUCCUGAUUGGCAUUUGGAACUACCGCUAUCGACCUCGUUAUCCUCCACACAUGAACACCAAAAUUUCACAUGCAGAAGCUGUGAAUCCAGACGAGCUCGACGAGGAGUUUGAUACCUUCCCUACCAGCAAGAGUGCAGAGCUUGUUCGAAUGAGGUACGAUCGGCUAAGGAGCAUUGCUGGAAGGAUACAAACUGUGGUCGGGGACUUAGCUACUCAAGGGGAGAGGAUCCAGUCAUUGCUUAGCUGGAGAGAUCCUCGGGCCACUGCAAUAUUUGUGGUUUUCUGUUUGAUGGCUGCGCUCGUGUUUUAUGUGACCCCAUUGCAGGUGUUGGCUGCCCUAGCUGGUUUCUAUGUGAUGCGGCACCCAAGAUUCCGAUACAGGAUGCCUUCUGCACCAAUAAAUUUCUUCAGGAGGUUGCCAGCAAGGACUGAUAGUAUGCUUUAAAUAAGUAGUCUCAAGUUAGAUUUCUAGUGAUGGUUUCUUCUGUUAUGCAUCUUUUGUGGACUCUGGCUUGUGUCGAAAGUCUUUAAGUAGUCUCGAGUUGGAUCUCUAGUGAUGGUUUCUUCUGUUAUGUAUCUUUUGUGGACUUUGGUUUGUGUCGAAAGUCUUUACUAUAAUAAUUACCUGAACUUCUCGACCGCCA
Molecule: messenger RNA, 3526 nt
Organism: Zingiber officinale
Lineage: Eukaryota; Viridiplantae; Streptophyta; Magnoliopsida; Zingiberales; Zingiberaceae
Product: FT-interacting protein 3-like
Exons: 4
Coding region: 310-3327 (1005 amino acids)
Source: RefSeq, a predicted model, not a curated record